GAUAAAAUAUGUAUGAUCAAAUAAGAUUUAGUCAUUAUAUGCAUGUGCUCAGCAGUAGGCAUUGUCGGUUAGGCGCACGAAUAAAUAGAUUUGAAAGUGGAUUUCUGUGCCGGACGGUUUUGUUUUUCAUAAUCACAAGUAGUUUUACUAGUUGCGCUUACAUUCUGGGAAAGACUAUUGCUCAAGAGUACCAUUCAAAGAAAGAAAGCACAUUAGCAUGCUUUACUCAAUGUACUGUUAUUUAUCGAAUAUUCCACGUUGGCAUGCACUGGCCUUUGCUUUGGGCUCCUAUGUAGUCUACUAUUUUAUACAAGUUGUUAAGCGUCCCAUACUAGCUUGUGCUGAUGGGCCGUUCAAGGAGUUCCUACAGCGCAAUGUACCAACAUUGGAAAUGAAAUUUUGGCCCACAUUUUGGUGUGUCGAAAGUCGAGCACAAACCGUUUUCGCCAGCAUACUGCGUUCACAAAUCAUACCUAACCUCAAUUAUAGAAGAGAAAUCCUCACAUUGAAGGAUGGCGGCGAAGUCGCUUUGGAUUGGCUGGAGGAGAAUUGUGGCGAUGAUGCGCCAUGCAUAAUUAUACUGCCCGGUCUGACGGGUGAAUCGCAAGCGGAGUACAUUAAAUGUCUUGUGAUUGCAGCGAAUAAUGCCGGUAUGCGUGUAGUGGUAUUUAAUAAUCGCGGUUUAGGCGGCAUUGAACUGAAAACCCCGCGUCUUUAUUGCGCCUCCAAUUGUGAAGAUCUCUCCGAGGUGGUGCAUCAUGUGCGAAAAAAUUUAGCCGCGCAUUGUAAGCUGGGCGCUGCCGGUAUUUCUAUGGGUGGCUUGAUUUUAGGAAACUACUUGGUCCGGAAGAGUGAUGAGGCACGGAAAUGCCUAUCGGCGGCUAAAAUCAUAUCAGCGCCUUGGGAUGUUCACAAAGGUACCGCUAAUAUAGAGAAGCCAAUACUGAACAGCUUACUUGGCCGUCAUUUAGCCAGCAGUCUUUGUCGUACUCUUGAUAAUUGCAAAAUUUAUAAGGAUCAGGAUAUCGAUUUGGAUCGCAUUAUGUCGUGCAAAACCAUAAAAGAGUUCGAUGCGCUUUUCACCUCAAAACAAUUCGGUUACGCCCAUGUCGAUGAUUAUUACAGCGAUGCCACACUACACAAUAAAUUGCAUUACAUUUCGGUGCCUUUGUUGUGUUUGAGUGCUGCCGAUGAUCCAUUUCAGCCAUUAGAUGCUCUACCCAUCAAAGCCGCUGAGGAAUGCACACACGUAGCAAUUGUGGUCACUGCGCGUGGCGGUCAUAUUGGCUUCCUAGAAGGCUGGUGGCCAUCUCCCAAGGAACAGUAUAUGGGACGUCUCUUCACGGAAUUCUUCACGAAAGCGCUCUUCGAUGAGGAUGGUCACUUUGAACGUACACGAAAUGAGUUGCAUCAACGUUUUGAUGAUAAAAAAAUAUCCCCCCUUCAAGCACCCAUACCACAGGCCAUUUCGAAGGUGACUACACCGUUAUUGAGCACCGAAGAGUUGGUGGAGAAAUUCAUGGAGAUGUAGUUGGAGCAUUUAUUGUUGGUCGAGGAGUUUAAGGCCGGAGGAAAAUGCAAUGUACCUUAGCUAUCGUUGAGCUAACAAGUGAUACUCAUACACACACAUACGUAUGUGCAUACAUAUGUAAACACAUAAUUAGCGAAUGAUUUGCACCAAAAUUAAAUGUGAUUAAAUGAAAAGAGACAUAUUCUAAAUUAAAUACAUACAUAUAUACAUAUACGCAUAGAUAUAUUGUAGCUAAUAUUAAAACGUGUUCUUUCUUUGUUAAAAUUAUACUGUAAUAAUUUAGCGGUAAAAUUCUAAGUUGUAGUUUUAAAUAAAUAAAUAUAAUAACUCUAAAUAUCAGAUUUAAAAAAAUAAUACACAUUAAUAAUUUAAUAAUGUUAUUAAAACCAAUAAUAUUAUACAUAAAUAUUUAGUAAAAUAAUUUUUAAAGUUAAAAAAAAAUUCUUUAAACUAACGGCAAUAUAUACUAUUUACACAUCAGAUAUCUAAUAUCACAGUCGGUGAUAUGUUUAAAAAAAAUUUGUUUGGAAUUGUGAAAAA
Molecule: messenger RNA, 2071 nt
Organism: Ceratitis capitata (Mediterranean fruit fly)
Lineage: Eukaryota; Metazoa; Arthropoda; Insecta; Diptera; Tephritidae
Product: protein ABHD1
Exons: 8
Coding region: 218-1531 (437 amino acids)
Biological process (GO): medium-chain fatty acid catabolic process; medium-chain fatty acid biosynthetic process
Molecular function (GO): acetylesterase activity; monoacylglycerol lipase activity
Source: RefSeq, a predicted model, not a curated record